AUGCCACCAAUAUUUUCCUCAAAAAAUAAUUUGUCUUUAUUCCAAACAACACUAAUUUUAUUAUUAUUAAUUUCCCAAAGCCAAUCCGUUUUCUACAGAAAAAUUCCUUUUAGAUACAAAUCUGUAGUAGAAAAACCCUGGACAAACACAGAAGACGAUAAUAUUGCUGCUGCUAUUUUAACUAGCAGAGAAGAUAAGGAGGAAGGGGAACAAAAUAUAGCACAAUUGUUGGAACAGAUUGAAAAAUCUUCACUCGACUCUCCCGAUAACGACAGCGAAGAAGACUACACUAAUUUAAAAGAAGAUGAACUUCCAUUAAACCAAAAAUUACAAAAAAUAAAUAAUAAUUUAAUUAAGCAAAGGACUGAUAAAAACGGGGAAGAAGUUAUAGCUCUUCCAAAAAAUAUUUUAAUCGAAAAAGAAGAUAUUCUUCCAAAAUAUACACAUUUAAUGGCGUUUAGACCUGAUUAUACUAUUAGGUAG
Meloidogyne enterolobii is the source of this 483-nucleotide messenger RNA. Lineage: Eukaryota; Metazoa; Nematoda; Chromadorea; Rhabditida; Meloidogynidae. The record is from the annotation of a GenBank genome assembly.